Sporisorium graminicola is the source of this 969-nucleotide messenger RNA. RefSeq lists its product as uncharacterized. The transcript is spliced from 4 exons. Gene Ontology annotation, molecular function: GTP 3',8'-cyclase activity; cyclic pyranopterin monophosphate synthase activity; 4 iron, 4 sulfur cluster binding. NCBI's taxonomy places the organism in Eukaryota, Fungi, Basidiomycota, Ustilaginomycetes, Ustilaginales, Ustilaginaceae. Bases 1 to 969 code for a protein of 322 amino acids. Gene Ontology annotation, biological process: Mo-molybdopterin cofactor biosynthetic process. The record is from RefSeq and is a predicted model, not a curated record.
AUGCCCGAAGAUGGCGUUCCGCUUACACCAUCCGCGAACCUCCUUUCCACCUCGGAAGUCGAGCGACUCGCUGCGCUCUUUGUCUCGCAGGGCGUCAACAAGAUCCGUCUCACUGGCGGAGAACCUACAGUGCGCUCAGAUCUGCCUCAAAUCGUCGCAUCGCUCAACUCACUCAAGCAGCAUGGCCUCGAACAGAUUGGUAUCACCACCAACGGCAUCGCGCUCGGCAGACGCAAGCUGGAUAAGCUCGUGCAAAAUGGGCUGACUCAUUUGAAUGUCUCGCUCGACACGCUCGAUCCGUUCAAAUUCGAGUUCAUGACCAGAAGAAGAGGUCACGAAGCUGUCAUGGACUGUAUCCAUAGGGCACUUGCGCUGGGCAUGCCGAGUGUCAAGAUUAAUGUGGUCGUCAUCAAAGGACUCAACGACACCCAGGACGUCGUCGAUUUUGUCCGCUUUACCAAGGACAAGCCUAUCACCAUCCGAUUCAUCGAGUACAUGCCUUUCGACGGAAACAAAUGGCAAGUGCAAAAGCUUGUCCCUUAUCGCGACCUUGUCAAGACGAUCCAGGCGGAAUUCCCCACCUUUGAACGUGUCGCCAAUCGCGACGACCCCAACGAUACUUCCAAGCACUGGCAUGUACCCGGUCAUCUUGGUACUGUCGGCUUCAUCACAAGUAUGACGGACAAUUUUUGUGGUACGUGCAACAGACUCCGCAUCACUGCGGAUGGUAAUCUCAAGGUUUGUCUCUUUGGCAAUUCUGAAGUCAGCCUCCGCGACGCUAUGCGAACAGGCUUCGGUCCCAUCGGCUCAUUCAGCACAGGCUCCAAUGGCGAGCCAGCGACAGAUGAGCACCUUUUGCAGCUCAUUGGAGCCGCCGUCGGUCGCAAGCAUGCCAAGCAUGCUGGAAUGCGCGACCCCACCGAGCUCGCCAAGUCGCUCAACAGACCUAUGAUUACCAUCGGCGGCUGA